Messenger RNA from Cuscuta epithymum, 679 nucleotides. The record is from the annotation of a GenBank genome assembly. NCBI's taxonomy places the organism in Eukaryota, Viridiplantae, Streptophyta, Magnoliopsida, Solanales, Convolvulaceae.
UUCCAGUUAAUGGUGCUUUUAUAACUACAUCUCACAAAUUCAAUUACUAGAAAAUACACGCCGGCCGGCCGGACCGCCGGAUUAUAUAUAUGGAACCAAGCAAUUUUCCGGUGAUAUCGAAAAAGUUUUGGAGAUUCGUGAUGACAGCUCUGCUGAUGCUAAAGAAGGGCAUGGCCCUGUCCAAGACCAAGCUCAUGCUUGAUCUCAGCCUCUUAAUGCAGCGCGGAAAGCUCGCCGGAAAAGCCGCCAUCCACAGCCUCAUGCUCAUCCACCACUCCCGUCACCACCUCAAUCUCUCCUCCUCCGCCGCCGCCCAGCUUCCCGAGGAGUACUACGAGUUCAGCUGCAGCAAUAGCCCCGCGUACCACGGCGGCGGCGGUGGCUUCCACCUCCCAUUCCCACUCGGCAAGAAGAGCAAGAACCGCCACGCCGCCGCCACUUUCGAAGAUAUUGUUGCGGCCAACGCCGUCGUUAAGGCUCUUGAAAUCCUUCACACGGAGACUCCGUCGCCGGCUCUUCCCGGGUUCGGCAGGACUCCGGUGGUGCGGCAGCUGAGGAUCACCGACUCGCCGUUUCCGGUGAAGGAUGGGGACGAGAGCGGCGGGCAAGUUGAUAGAGCCGCCGAGGAUUUCAUUUCGCAAUUCUACAGGUCCUUGAGGCCGUCUUAUUAGUUGGAAAA